Molecule: messenger RNA, 1339 nt
Organism: Molossus molossus (Pallas's mastiff bat)
Lineage: Eukaryota; Metazoa; Chordata; Mammalia; Chiroptera; Molossidae
Gene: LYSMD2
Product: LysM domain containing 2
Exons: 4
Coding region: 520-885 (121 amino acids)
Source: RefSeq, a predicted model, not a curated record
CCGGUAGCUCUGGCUCCGUGCGCUCUGCGGGGACAGCGAUGAUGGCCAAAGCUGGUCUGGUAGCCAGAGGGGCGGGCCGCCAAGGCUCCCUCCCCAGGUAGGUGCAUCGAGUUCCCGGUGCCCUGCCCAGACUCGGACCAGAUCUGUCUCGUGAGGAACACCGAAGAAGACCGGGGCUUUGGCAGCACCGGGAACCACGUCCACCCGGUUUUCAGUCCCCGUCAUACCACCACGUAUAUAUUUACUCAAAGCCGAGCUGACAAGUGGACGUGCGCAGAGAAUUUUGUUUUCUGUGCAAGCAAGCACUGUAAUGAGUCAGGAAUGGUAGUUUUUCCCGCAGGAUGUUCUGGUUCUAUAGAUUAUGCUUCUUUAUUUAGAAGUGAAAUUACACCCCUGGGCUCACUGGCAACUGUGAAUGUGACACCUGUCGCUAAGCAGCAGCCAAGAACUGUGGUCUAGGUGGAAGCUAAAAAGGCAGAAAGGUUUUCUUCUUUUCCUGACUGAGCAGAAAGAAUUUGAAUGGAGCAGAUUAAAAGGGCAAAUAAACUGUUUACCAAUGAUUGUAUAUUUCUGAAGAAAACUCUGAACAUCCCAGUUAUUUCAGAGAAGCCUUUGCUGUUUAAUGGACUUAACUCCAUUGAUUCUCCAGAAAGUGAACCUGCUGCAGGUUCUCUGGAAGAAGGGCUGCCGGCUGCGGCGGUGGAAGACCCUCCCAGUCCUCCCGCAUCCCCUGCUCCGCCCAUGUCGCCGGAGGAAGUGUCAGCCAGAGAUUUCCUGCAGAGACUAGACUUGCAGAUUAAGUUAUCAACGCAGGCAGCCCAGAAGCUAAAAGAAGAGAGCAGAGAUGAAAACAAUCUCUAUGCAGCUUCACUCUAUCACAGUUAGGUGAACAGAGGGCAUAAUACCACCUAAGAGAUGGUUGGAGCAUCAGGAAACCAACAACUGAAGAUUCAAAAGCAUCCUUUUGGGAUUCUCAGAGUGUACAACUUCAAAUCACAAUUAAGUAAUUCUACCCACUGCAGUUGCACCGAAGUGAUUAGUUUCCUCUGGCUUUCUAUAAUUUUAAGUCUGCAUUAUGGCAUGAUAAAAUUGUAUCCUGAAGCUCAUCACUUUUGUAGGUGGUGGUGGUUUCUAGAUAUGCUUUUGUAAAUACUAGUUGACAUAAAGCAUCAAAGACUAUUUACAUAGUCAGGCUAAAAACAAUGUUUAUCUCUUGAGAAUUCCUAAUUAUGUGAAAAACAUGGUUGCUGUUUAAGUGAUACCAAUUUUGCUAUGUGUUUAAUAAUUAAGUGCUAUAUAUAUAUAUUUCGAUAUGUAUUACAUAUUCUGUAUUAAUAUA